Xyrauchen texanus (razorback sucker) is the source of this 2986-nucleotide messenger RNA. Its product is annotated as mRNA decay activator protein ZFP36L1-like. The record is from RefSeq and is a predicted model, not a curated record. The coding region runs from base 137 to 1195 and encodes 352 amino acids. Gene Ontology annotation, molecular function: metal ion binding; mRNA binding. Lineage: Eukaryota; Metazoa; Chordata; Actinopteri; Cypriniformes; Catostomidae. The transcript has 2 exons.
AAGAUUUGCGCGCAAGUUUUGGCAGGACAGAGGGGGUUCUCUGCGGGGCAGAAUAAUAUCAAAGACCUUUCAAACACUAACAAACCAUCUGUUUCUCAACUUCGAAGUAUUUUCAACACCCCCCGGUUUGACCACAAUGACUGCGACUCUUGUGUCUCCUUUCUUCGACUUCGAAGUGACGAAUAAUAAGAACAGUAAGGUGAUGAACUACAACAGUACUCUCUCCAGUCCCCACUUACAGUCUGUCCCCUCCACUGGUCCCAACACCCCCUUUACGCCCACCGGGUCCCUGCUGGACAGGAAAGUGGUGGGUAGCCCUUCAGUGGGACUCUUUCUGCGUCGCCACUCUGUUUCCGUUACCAGCUCCAAAUCAACACAGAACCAGUUUAUUAACAGUCUCAAGAUGGAUGGCUCAGGCUCCAUGAGUGUGAGCAGCAACAACAAGGAGAACCGCUUUCGGGACCGGUCCUUCUCUGAAACCGGGGAGCGUAUAAGGCCAAGCAACAUCACGUGCAUUAGUGCCAACGGGAACAGCCAGGUCAACUCGAGUCGCUAUAAGACCGAACUCUGCAGGCCCUUCGAGGAGAACGGCACUUGUAAAUAUGGUGAUAAGUGUCAGUUUGCCCAUGGGAUGCACGAGCUUCGUAGUCUCAAUCGCCACCCCAAGUACAAGACUGAACUGUGUCGCACUUUCCACAGCAUCGGGUACUGCCCAUACGGGCCACGCUGCCACUUCAUCCACAACGCAGAGGAGCGCUGUGGACCCCCUCCACUCUCUGCCUUUAACAAGAUGGAUCGCCCACGCCUUCAUCACAGCUACAGUUUCGCCGGUUUCACAAGCUCAAGUGGCUCCCAGGACAGCCCGACCUCUGUCACGCCUCCGCCCAUGUUUUCCACUGAGGACGUCAAUGAGUGGCCCAGCAACCCCUUUACUUACUCUAGUCAAGAGCUUGCCAACCUGUUUGGGCCCAGUUUAGGUGGCACCACUGUCCCCGAGCUGUCUGGACCUCACUCACCAACUGCACCUUCCUUCUUUAGGCCCAUGUCGGAGUCUCCACCCAGUCCCCCAGACUCCCUCUCUGAUCAAGAGGGCUACCAGAGCAGCCUGGGCAGUCAGAGCGGAUCUGAGUCACCAGUGCUUGAUGCAACACGCCGCCUUCCCAUCUUCAGCAGACUCUCUAUCUCUGACGAUUAAAGCCUACACUCAGAUAUCUUGGGCCCUUUAUUGAGGGAAAGCACAGAAAGAGCUGGUGAGAAAGAGAGAAUAAUUGUCCUCCUAGUGACCCCUUCCUCUCCUUGCCUUGUUUACAUCAGAGAAGUGGAUGUACAGUGUUCUUGUAGCCACUCAGUCAAAUAAGAAUUCCUAUUACCUGGUAGCAUUUAUCCACAUGUUCUUAGACAUCUCUAACUUGCUUGACAUAAGAACUGUUCAGCUUGAGCCCUGUUCAAAUGUCCAAUCAGUCCAGAUUUACUUUAUUUACUUCUUGCCAAUUCAAGAAGCAUCUUUAUCCAAGAAUCUACUGUAUAUACUGUAGCAAUGAUGCUUUGCGUACCUGAAAGUGCCACUUAUCUUUAAGAAAACUCUUGCAAUAGAUCAUCGAGACAAAGUGCCUAUCAUAGUUUUACAGUUUAUGGACUUUUUCAACUUUUCCAAUUACUUUGAUUUUCAAAAAUAUGGGGUAGAAAAGGCAUAAUGAAAAAAAAAAAAUUUAAACAUCAAAGGUAAAGCUUUUUACAAGUCAUCCUGAAAGAUACCUGUGUGUCUAGUGGUGCUAAAUGUGCUGUCACCAUGGUAAUUAUCCCUAGAACAUGUGAUCCCUUACAGUAAAAUUGUAUCUGCUGGUUGGUGGAUUAUGAAAGAGAGGAUAUCUGAGAGAGAGAAUGUCCAUUCCCUCUGUUUAUGUUACCACUAAAGAUGUGACUUCAGUGGCCACUAACUGUUUAAAUAUAAACAGAUUAUCGAGGUGUUCUAUCAUUAAUUCAAUAUUGUAUUUCCCCUAUUAUUGUUGUUAUAAUAGUUAUUAUUACAUUAUUAUGAUUAUUGUUGGUAUUUUCUGUUUGGAAUUGAAAACUUUCAAACUGAAAGUUUUGCUUAACUUAUCAAAAUGUAUUUAUUGCUGAUUGUAAGCAUUUUUUUAUUUUGUUUGUAUUUAUCUGGAUAAUGAAACAAUAGAAUAUAUUUUCCUUUAUGUUAAAUUAUGAUCUUCCGUAUUAAUCGUAAGAUUGUGAAGACCUUUUUCAUUAAGUUUCAACAGUUAAUAUAUUAUACUGCAAUUACUUUUUUGUAACUACACUUUGAUUUAUUUUUAAAGUGAAUCUUAAUUUAAAAUAAGAAUGCAAAGGGGAUGUUUUGCAUUUUAUUUAUUAUUAUGUUUUCUCCCUAAUGUUGGACUGCAGUAUCAGGAUGUUUAUGCCUCUAUAAUCCUUUAUUAUUUGGCUCCGACCAUCUAGAAUGUAAACUGAGUUAUCUUGACAACAACAGUCCUGUGCCUGUGAUUUUAUAAAUCCAAUGUUUAGACUGGCAUCCUCAUAUUAAGACUCCUUAUGGUAUGAACAAAUCACCAAUAUGCGCUAUAUCACCAAUGGUCCAAAACUUUGUUUGCAUAAUGAUCUGUCAUAUAUAAGGGAAUUGCUAAAUAUACAUUUGUGUAUUUAUUUUGCCCAGAUGAAACCAGGUUAUGUACAACAACAUGCAUUUGAUGUUUUGAUUUGUUAUGACUCAUAAAUUCUGUUAUUUAUUUAGAGAUUUUGGACCACAAUUACUUGCUAAGUGCCUAACAGUACAUUCCAAGUGUCUUGUACCUUUUUAGGAUUAUAAUCCAGAGUCUUUCUAUAGAUAUUAGUACAAAUUUGAGGUUAACAGGAGUGCCAUUGAGAGCUACAGUUGAAUGUCUCCUACAGUAUGUUGGCUGCGAUGGCUGUUCACGUCAAUAUGUUUUUUGUAAUGACAGAUUGCAGUUUAAACCAAUAAAAUACCUAUUUAUAA